Messenger RNA from Closterium sp. Naga37s-1, 1350 nucleotides. NCBI's taxonomy places the organism in Eukaryota, Viridiplantae, Streptophyta, Zygnematophyceae, Desmidiales, Closteriaceae. The record is from the annotation of a GenBank genome assembly.
AUGUCCGGAAUCACCCUCGUCGUCCUCCUCGCGAUCGCCAACACUCUCGGCCGAGUCAGCUCGAUCGGCGGUAACUCGCUACUAGACCGGCCGUUCAACUCGCUCUUAACGGAUCGUGACUACGCCGACGCGGACGUUAAAGCGGGGAUGUACGGCUCUACAGACGGCUUUUCCGACGUGGAAGGGUCGUCCGAAAAGAGCUCUGGAGGGAUGCGAGUGGGAAUCGAAACGCAGAUCGAUCCGUGCGGAGGGAUCGGGCCGCUGUGGCCGGCGCGAGUGGACCUGCUGAUUCGCAGCUACGUGUCGGACACGUUCUUCCUGCUGGAGAUGCUGUUCGACAGCAUCGAGCAGAUGUGGCCACGUGGCAUCGGUGACGUCAUCCUGGUGCUGGACGAGGACAACCAGAUCGUGGAGGACAUCGUGCCCACGUGGAUCAAGGUGUACUACGAGAAGAACUAUCUGAAGCUUCCUGGAAAGAUCCUCCAGCAGUGGAGCUACCUGUGGGCCGACAACUACACCACCGCACCAUACAUCGCCAUUAUAGACGAUGACGUCAUCUUCAACCUCAAGGUGACCCCGGGUCUGCUCUUUAACCUGACGGACGGCAAGCCGUACGUGAUAGGCAGCAGGCAGAAGCAGAUGAACCACUGGGUGCCGUCAACGCACUACUUCGUGGGCAAGCCCUACUACUUCGCCAACUUCAUGGUGCAGCUGCCCUUUGUCUUCCCACGCGACGUGCUGCCCAAGUUCCGAGACCACGUGACCCGCAUCCGCGACGGCAAGUUUGCAAGUUUUGAUGCAGCCUUCCUCAACUUCGCCAAGCAUGGGCCCAAGUUUGAGAGGACUCAGAUCGCCCACACGACUCUGGGCAACUUUAUGUGGGCCUUCACACAAGACGAGGUGCACUGGGCGCUAGAGUGGACCAACCACGUGCCUAUCCCACGUGUGGGCGUGCACAUGUCCUACUCACAGCCCUUCCGCACAGCCACCAACAACAGCGACACCGCCCCCCGCGUUGUCAAGAUUUACGUGGCCUUGGGAGGGUACUACGCCCACGAGGCCCUAUGCCACGCGUUUCCCAAGGGCGCGCUCGAUCGGUGCGGAGAUGUGUUGAAAUACGAGCAGCGGCAGAUUUGGCAGUAUGUAAUGGACUGGUACGAUUGGCCCGCGAUCAAGCACAAGAGGAGGAACGCGACGUUUGUGUAUGAUUUGUAUAAGCGCGAGCUGGCGUGCAUGUAUGGGAAGGUGGUGGAUGCGCGCACUAACGAGUGGACGGAUCAUAUUAUAGCGAGGCGGAGGGAGCUGGUGAAUGAGAUGACAAGAGACUGUGCCACCCCACACUCUAAUUAA